This is a messenger RNA of Mizuhopecten yessoensis (Yesso scallop), 3595 nucleotides long. Its product is annotated as protein HIRA-like. Lineage: Eukaryota; Metazoa; Mollusca; Bivalvia; Pectinida; Pectinidae. Gene Ontology annotation, biological process: regulation of DNA-templated transcription; DNA-templated transcription; chromatin remodeling. Gene Ontology annotation, molecular function: protein binding; nucleosome binding. Gene Ontology annotation, cellular component: HIR complex; nucleus. The transcript has 27 exons. The coding region runs from base 109 to 3108 and encodes 999 amino acids. The record is from RefSeq and is a predicted model, not a curated record.
UGACCUUAGCUAAGAUGGCGGGUGCUUGAAUUGCCCGGGAUAGGAGAAAGAUGGGACAACAAACAACAAGUUUUCGUUGCUGAUAUCGUGCGAACAGAUCUCCUUAUCAUGCGACUUCUGAAGCCAAGUUGGGUCAACCAUGGUGGAAAGCCUAUUUUUUCAGUGGAUAUUCAUCCAGAUGGAUCUCGAUUGGCUACUGGCGGUCAAGGAGAAGAUUCAGGAAAGGUCGCCAUAUGGAAUAUGGGACCCAUCAAAGAUGAAAGGGAGGAGAAAGAUGACAGUAUUCCUAAACUCCUGUGUCAGAUGGACAACCACCUAGCGUGUGUGAAUUGUGUCCGGUGGUCCAGCAGUGGGAAGUAUCUAGCUUCUGCAGGAGAUGACAAACUGGUGAUGAUCUGGCAGAUAUCCAAUUAUGCAGGUGGAACCAGUGUAUUUGGAUCUGGCAAACAGAAUGUGGAGCAGUGGCGGCCUGCCAGUACACUCAGGGGACACACUGGAGAUAUUCUUGACUUGUCAUGGUCAGGUAAUGACGCCUGGCUGGCUACCUGUAGUGUAGACAAUACCAUCAUCGUGUGGAAUGCAGAGAAGUUCCCAGAACAAAUUGUUAUGCUGAAAGGACACAAAGGUCUCGUGAAGGGGGUGACAUGGGAUCCUGUCGGCAAGUACCUAGCCUCUCAGUCCGAUGACAGGAGUGUGAGGAUUUGGAGAACUAAGGACUGGCAGGAGGAAUCUGUGAUUACUGAACCGUUCCAGGAGUGUGGAGGUACAACCCAUGUUCUGAGACUGAACUGGUCCCCCGAUGGUCACUAUAUCGUGUCUGCUCACGCCAUGAACAACUCGGGACCGGUGGCCCAGAUCAUCGAGCGAGAUGGCUGGAAGUGUACUCUGGAUUUUGUGGGACAUCGGAAGGCCAUCACCUCUGUGAGAUUUAAUCCAAACAUCUUCUCCAAAAAAUCGAAAAAAUCAUCAGAAAAGGUACAGCAAUACACAUGUUGUGCUAUUGGAAGCAGAGACAGGUCAUUGUCUGUGUGGCUGACUUCAUUGAAACGGCCACUGGUUGUUCUUCAUGAUUUGUUCACCAAUUCCAUUUUGGAUAUCUCAUGGGGACAGAAUGGAAUGGAGUUAGUAGCUGGGUCUUGUGAUGGAAGUAUCGCCUAUGUAGACUUUAGCCCAGAAGAGAUUGGUGUGGCCCUAUCUCGGAAGGAGAUGAGCAUGUUUCUGGAGAAGAUUUAUGGGAGAUGCUUGACAGCGAAAACUCAAGGUAAUUCAGCCAAUCAGAUCAUAGAGUCAGCUGCUCUCCUCAAACUGCAACAACAGCAGAAACAGAAACAGGAGGAGGAGAAAAAACAGUUCCCACUAUCUAAACAGGAGACGCCGGAGAAAAUGGACACCUCCGGUAGUCGGUCUUCGUUGAUGAAUGGAUUGGAUGGACCAUUCAAGGUUCCUCAGCCAAGAGACAAGCAGAUAGAAACCAAGACACCUGAUGGGCGACGGAGGAUCACUCCAAUAUUUCUUUGUCCACAGCCAGAUGUCAAUGGCAGUGCUAUUCCUGCCCCAUAUAGUGCUAUAAGCAGCAGUAUAAAGUUCACGACAUCUAAAGACACCAGUAAGAUCCGGGUGGAGAAACAGAACAUUGUAACACGACCAGGUAUUGCUUCACCAUCACCCAAGUCAAACCAGACAGCCAGUAUGUCCUCACCUCCUGCAGGCUCUACUCCCAGGUCUAGCAGUGAGGCCACACCGAAAUUUAGCAUCAGGGCGGAGUCACCCAAACCAAUCAACACCCUCAUACAGCCAAUGGCAGCCCUUACACCUGUAAAGGAAAAUGUUGACAAACCAGAGAAGGUGAAAUCCAAGACGCUCGUUAUCACACCUGAGAGACCUGAAAAGGACAGGGUUAAGGACAAGAUGAAGGGUGUGAAGCGUAAACACGACGGGGCUCACGGGGAACGACUAGAGAGAAGGGGCCGACCUCGUAAAGUCGACAAGGAGAGAGCUCUAGCAGCAGCCAUGACAUCAACUCCCCUCACACCGCAAACCCACGUAGAGAAAGAGACUAUAAAAUAUAUAGCGACAAGCUCGGAACUCAAACUUCCAACACCAUCCGUAGAAAAGUCUUUCACCAAAUAUGUCCAUGGGCGUGCUGCUGAGGAGAAAUCUUUGAUGUUGGAGGUAACAAAUGACAUUCCUCUAGGAUCAAAUAAGGUACAUCGCAUCCAGUUAGUGCGGGAUGGUGUGCGGGAAUGGGAGCAGGUUCAUACUGCCAGGAUCCUGGCUGUUGAAGGCUCAAGGGAGGUCAUGUGUGUUGGUUGUGAAGAUGGGUCGGUACAUGUGUACUCAGGCUGUGGGCGUCGUCUAGUGCCGCAACUUGUUCUCAAUUCUCGAGUGGCAAGACUGUCAGUCAACGGCUAUUAUGUGAUGGCUCUUUCACAAAAAGGCAGCUUAUAUAUCUGGAAUAUGCAAACCAAAACUGCUGUGAUAAAAGAUGUUAACCUUUCCUCCAUCAUGUCAGGAGAGGAUACUAUUACACGAGCAUCCAUGACAACGGAUGGUGUUCCUAUGGUAACGCUGUCCAAUCACAAGUCUUUUACAUUCUCUUCAGAUCUGGGAUGCUGGGCGCUGUUAUAUAAUAAAGAUGAUCCACUACAGCACUGCUCAGACCACCAUAGCUACACACCAGCCACCUCUAUACUCAGGACUCCAGGCCCACUGGCCUCAUUACAACCUCUACAAGACAGACUUGGGUCCCUGGCUAGACGUGUGAUGAGUUCGGGUCACCACCUCCAACAGACAGCCACUAUUAGUCACCUAGAGUCCCAGCUCACGGCCUGUGUGUCCCUCCAGUCUGGAGCAGAGUAUAAGUUCUGGCUCCAUACCUACAUCCGCUAUAUUGUCAAAGAAGGUUUAGAGACAAAGCUGAGAGAGGUUUGUGACGAGUUAUUAGGUCCUAUAUAUAAAACCAAGCGCAAAUCUGCCUGGAAUAACUUCAUGUUGGGUAUGGACAAGCGAGAUAUCUUACAAGAAAUUCUACCUUUAAUUGGGAAAAAUCUAAAUCUACAGAGACUGUUCACAGAAUACCAGGAGCAGCUGGAUACCAUAGACAGGUGAAAAAUGCUUCAUGAAGUGGACAGAAGAUGUACCUGGGAUGUAUCCCUGUAAUCUGGAGAGCUCGCUUACAUCAGACUCCAUUGAUGCAAAUGUCAGAUUGUGCUAAAACCUUUCCUUGAAGCAUCAGGUUUUCUGUUGGAUACCACAAGAAGGUUUGCGGGAUCUGGAAAAGAUUCAUUUCACAUUUCAAGGGAAUCUGAGGGUUUUGAGCAAAGUUGUUAAAGAAACAACAAGCAUUAACAAAAUACCUAAUGGAAGCAUCAACAUAUCACGUACACAAUCAUUAUAAUAAUAAUAGUUUGAGGUUUUUAUAUACCGCUUUAUUACAACCUAGUUCGUAGGUCGUCUCAAAGGAGUUAACAAAUUAUCCUCGUGGUUAUAGGGCCUUUAUGGUGGGGACCAUACAGCAGGUGCUGCCAUUUAGGCACUCACAGCUAGCAUUUAACAAUUCCAGCACUGCCCAACUACAUAAUCGUUUACAGCUGAG